Yarrowia lipolytica CLIB122 is the source of this 1593-nucleotide messenger RNA. RefSeq lists its product as uncharacterized. Lineage: Eukaryota; Fungi; Ascomycota; Dipodascomycetes; Dipodascales. Gene Ontology annotation, biological process: mitotic cell cycle phase transition; regulation of cyclin-dependent protein serine/threonine kinase activity. Gene Ontology annotation, molecular function: cyclin-dependent protein serine/threonine kinase regulator activity. The record is from RefSeq and is a predicted model, not a curated record. Gene Ontology annotation, cellular component: cytoplasm; spindle pole body; nucleus.
AUGAACUUUCCACGAAACAAAAUGACGGGUCUCCGCGAUGAGAACACGUCUGCUUCCAUGCGACUGCCUCGAGCCAAGACCGCUGAGCCUUCUGACAUGGACAUCAGCAUUGGCGAGAACGGAGCCCUAAACGCUCGGCCCGCCCUCAACGAUCUGAGCAACGUCGGCCUCUCUGGCAACGUCUUCAAGCACACUGCGGCCUCCCAGGCCAGACGGGCCCUCACAUCCAAGACCACGAACGGCGCAGCUACCAACAAGCCUGCUGUCAAGCCCACCUUCUCUGCUGCCGUGGCCGGUCUCAGUCGAACACGACAACCAUACAGCAACAACCCCAACACACAACAGCCAUCCAACAUUACACGAGCAUCAUCCACAACCACAAACCCCUACACGCGACCCCAACGUGCGUCUCUGCAGACCAAGUCUGUGUCUGCGGACUUUAGCAUCCCAGUCUUCCAGAGCAAGACUGGGCCUCUGGAUGUCCCCCCCAUGACCCGAAAGCGGCCAUCACAGGGUGCCAAGGACAUGGAGAUGCCUCGUCUGGCCGCCCGGGGAGGAAAGCAUCAUCAGACGAUGGAGACCUUUGCCUACCGAGAGGAGGGUCCCCUGGCCAAGAAGCACAAGCAGGAGGAGGACAAAACUGCUGUGGCUCUUGAAGCCGAGCAGGAGGAGGUGAUUCGACGACCUCUUAUCCAGGUGCUGGCUCCUGGAGCCACUGGAAUCGACGUGGAACAUGACGAUCUGGAUGCUGAGGACAUUGACGACCCCAUGGCUGCCGGCGAGUAUGUCGACGAAAUAUUCACACAUCUGUACAACCUCGAGGAGGAGUACCAACCCAAUCCCCGAUACAUCGACGACCAGAAGUCUCUGUCAUGGAACACGCGAGCUGUGCUAAUUGACUGGCUUGUAGAGGUCCACCAGAAGUUCCGACUGCUGCCUGAGACUCUGUUCCUGGCCGUUAACAUUGUUGAUCGAUUCAUGUCUCGACGGGUGGUUGCCCUGAACAAGGUCCAGCUGGUGGGGAUCACUUCUCUGCUGCUUGCCACCAAGUAUGAGGAGGUCUUCACUCCCGCUCUCAGCAACUUCGUUUACGUGGUAGAUGGCUCGUAUCCCGAGGAUGAGAUUUUGCGGGCCGAGCGGUUCAUUCUGCAGGUACUUCAGUUCAACCUGUCGUACCCGAACCCCAUGAACUUUCUGCGACGAAUUUCCAAGGCUGAUGACUUUGACAUUCACUCCCGAACGUUUGGCAAGUACCUAUGCGAGAUUGCUCUGGUGGACCACACCUUCAUGGAGUUCAAGCAUUCGCUCGUUGCAGCGGCUGCCAUGCAUGUUGGACGGAUGAUGCUGGCCCGGUCUCAGUGGACCAACAACUUGGUCUACUACUCCGGAGGAUACACACAGAAAGACAUCGCCCCUGUUUGUCGCAAAAUCUUCCAGUUUCUAAUUGGACCGGUGGAGCACGAAGCCUUUUUCAAGAAGUAUGCCACCAAAAAGUUUCUCAAGGCCUCCAUCAUUGCUCGAGAAUGGGCCCUGGGCGUCCAAGAACAAAUCAAGAAUGGUGUCAAUUCUUACGAAACUAACCUAUUUAUCUAA